Molecule: messenger RNA, 3445 nt
Organism: Punica granatum (pomegranate)
Lineage: Eukaryota; Viridiplantae; Streptophyta; Magnoliopsida; Myrtales; Lythraceae
Source: RefSeq, a predicted model, not a curated record
GAACGACAUCAACGGCCUUCUCCUCUCACAGCUUCACCUUCCAUUUCUGGUUUCUUCGUCUUCGUCAUCUUCUUCGUAUCUCUCCCUAAAGAAAGCAGAAAGGAAGUUUAAAAUCAGUCAAUCGAAAUCAUCAAUCCUCCUUUUUUGCUCUGUUGCUUUUGAUUGUUCAUAAUUCAAACAGUCCCCCCUUUUACCGAUGGAAGAUCAUCAUCAGUGGCAUGACCCACUUCUCCUCACUGACGCAAUCUCUUCCCAGCAACAGCCCUGCCCCUACAAUUCAAGCUCUUCCUUACCGAGCUCGAGCAAGUUGGAGAUGGCGAAUCUUGAUUCGCCUUGCAAUCCGGAUUCCGACAUUGCUUGGAGAAAUCAGAGCUUAGAAGCUGAUGAGAUGGAAAGUCCAGGUGAUCCACUGGCGAAGAAUGCUAUUCAUGGUCACUCGAUGUUGGGGUUUUCACUGACUUCUCCUGACCUAGUGAUCUGUGCUGGCUCACCCGAUGUGCCUGGUAAAAGCAGUAGAGACUCUACUGAAAAGAAGUGUCUCCAGAAAAUGGAGCCUGCUGUCGAGCUUUCUCUGGAUAAUGGCAUCAAAGGGUCAUCCGAGAACAAGAGAAAUCGCGAUCACUUAGCCGUGAGAUUUUCGACAGCCUGCCCAACACUUACUCAAGUUUUGUCUCCUGGGAGUUCCUUUGAGCUUCUCCCACCAACAGUUGUUGAGGACAAGGACAGUUCCUUGAUGCCAGAAGAUGAUAAUGGGGAUAGCGAGUUUGAAGGAGAUACUGACGAGCUCGUGAGAAACUACAAGAGCCAGAAAAGGGAACUGAUCAAGACAAGGAAAGCAGUGGAAGAGCUAAAGAAAGAGAACCAGCUUAAGACUAGAGAGUGCCAGGAGGCACUGAGGUCUCUACAGGAGCUCCAGAGUGAGCUCAUGCGGAAAUCGAUGCACGUCGGUUCUCUGGCCUUUGCCAUUGAAGGGCAGGUGAAAGAGAAGAGUAGGUGGUUUUCGUCUCUGAGAGACUUGACAAGAAAAUUGAAGAUUAUGAAAAUGGAACAAAUAAAGCUCUCCAAGGAGGCCGCAGCAUAUAAAAAAUGUGUGGAAGAUGUUAGCAUUAUAAGCUCCACCAUUCAAUCCAAAAUGAAUGAGCAAGAAGAGUUACACAAGGAUCUUACGGUCAAGUUUGUAGAAGGAGCUAAGCGGCGGAAAGAACUAUAUAACAAGGUUCUGGAGUUGAAAGGAAACAUCAGGGUGUUUUGCCGGUGUAGGCCUCUUAAUGAGCAAGAAGUCACAGCAGAAGCUCCAAUGGCAGUUGAUUUUGAGUCUUCGAGCGACGGUGACCUGACUGUUAAGUCUAAUGGGGCUUUUAGAAAGACCUAUAAGUUUGAUGCUGUCUUUGGGCCCCAAGCAGACCAAGCUGAUGUUUUCAAAGAUACGGCUCCAUUUGCAACAUCAGUACUUGAUGGGUACAAUGUCUGCAUAUUCGCUUAUGGCCAAACUGGGACAGGAAAGACUUACACGAUGGAAGGGACUGAGGAGGCUCGUGGAGUUAACUACAGUACCCUUGAGGAGCUCUUUCACAUAAUUAAAGAGAGGGAACAGAUUUAUCAAUAUGAUAUUACUGUCAGCGUACUGGAAGUCUACAAUGAACAGAUAAGAGAUUUGCUCGCCUCCGGAACACAAUCAGGUCCCCCAGCCAAAAGGCUUGAGAUAAGGCAAUCGGGUGAAGGAACUCAUCAUGUUCCUGGACUCACAGAAGCACAUGUAAACAACAUGAACGAAGUUUGGGAAGUUCUGCAAACUGGGAGCAAUGCGAGAGCUAUUGGCUCGACUAAUUCAAAUGAGCAUAGCAGUCGGUCCCACUGCAUACACUGUGUGAUGGUGAAAGGAGAGAACCUUUUGAAUGGAGAAUGCACAAAAAGCAAGUUAUGGCUUGUGGAUUUAGCAGGAAGUGAGAGAAUUGCAAAGACAGAAGUACAAGGAGAAAGGCUCAAAGAGACUCAAAAUAUCAAUAGAUCUUUGUCUGCACUUGGAGAUGUUAUAUCGGCUCUUGCUACAAAAAGCCCGCACAUCCCUUUCAGGAACUCCAAACUCACCCACUUGCUCCAAGACUCUCUAGGAGGAGAUUCGAAGGCCCUCAUGUUUGUGCAAAUUAGUCCUAACGAAAAUGACAUAAGUGAGACAAUAUGCUCGCUUAACUUUGCUAGCAGAGUGAAAGGAGUGGAGUUGGGUUCAGCUAAGAAGCAGCUGGACACUGCAGAGUUAGUAAAGUAUAAGCAAAUGUUUGAGAAAGCGAAACAAGAUCUAAAGAUCAAGGACAUGCAAAUGAAGAAGAUGGAGGAAACAGUCCAGUCUCUGGAUCUGAAAGUUAAAGACAGAGAUCUUAAAGCCAAGAACCUGCAGGAAAAGGUGAAAGAGCUCGAAGCCCAACUUCUUGUGGAGAGAAAGCUAGCAAGACAGCAUGUGGACACGAAGAUAGCAGAGCAACACCAGCAAAUGAAAUUGCAGGACGAGCAAAACGUCGCAAUGGUAAGGCCUCCACUCAUGAGCCGCCAGCCCAGCAGCCUCAAGGACCCUCCGACUCCGAGUCUUGCUUGGCCCCUCAUGGAAAAUAAUAAUGGCUCGAAACCUCUCUUAGAUGGCUUUCCAAAGUAUACUGAUGUUGCAGAGAAGGAAAAUAACCCGGUUUGGUUGGAACAGCCAUUGAUCCCGAAGAGGACGGGGAGAGCAUCUCUAUGCCCAAUAGCGAGAGCAAACCCAUUAGGUCCGGCUCCUAGAAGGAUUUCAAUGAUCCCUUUACCCACUGCCUCGGGCCUGAAAUCAGGCCCACGUGAUCUUACACCUUUACCAUUACAGCCAAUAUCAUUCCCUGAGAAGGACGAAGAGGAGGUGGGAGGUUAUGAUCCUAGUUGCUUGCCUGACAAGAUUCCUACAGAUAGCCCGAGAGGGACAAAGAGCGGAGUUAAGAAGCUCAGCAACAUACUGAGACGAAGCAUCCACAGGAAAAUGAAGUCUCCUAUGCAGAUCAGGAGAGGUGGUGUCAACGUUGGAAUGGAGAGGGUUCGUGUUUCGAUUGGAAGCAGAGGGAGGAUUGCUGCUCACAAGGCAUUGCUAGGAAAUGGAAAAGCUGCUCGGGCAAAGGAAUUACAGCAAAAACAGAGCCAGAAGGAAAAGGAGAGGGGUUGGAAUAUUGGAACUGGUAGAACUCUUAUUUAGGUUCUGUGAAUGCAGGUGUUUUAGACUUUGGAGGGAGAUAAUUAUUUGUGUGGACUCUCUCCCCUCUUUUAUUUAUUUAUUAUUUCUUUUUUUUUCCUUUCGGCUUCUGUGAUGAUGUUUGUCAUCCAAGUUCCGAAGAGGGCUAAACUCGAACUGAGCUGGUGAUUAUUCUAUGUACAUAGUGACCGAUUCAAGAUUGGUGAUUGAAUGAAAAUGUUCUUGUUCUCAAUGGUCGAA